Clonostachys byssicola is the source of this 813-nucleotide messenger RNA. Lineage: Eukaryota; Fungi; Ascomycota; Sordariomycetes; Hypocreales; Bionectriaceae. The record is from the annotation of a GenBank genome assembly.
AUGUCUUCGAAACUCAUUCCAUCCAACCCGGCCGAUGUGAUGGUCAUCCGCCAUGUCACGCCCAACAUUGUGACAUUCUCUGUGCCUUUUGCGCGGUUCGGCACAGCCAAGAUUGGCGGUCGUGGAACUCUUGUGAAACUGAGUUCUGGGAAUCUGGCCCUCUUCUCGCCCGUGGCGCUCACCGAGGCAGCCAAGGCCAAGGUUGCCGAACUGGGCGGUAAUCUUGCCUACAUCAUCGCAUUGGAUUACGAGCAUCACAUUUUUAUUUCCGAGUGGGCCACGCAGUAUCCAGGAGUCAAGAUCAUUGGGCCCGAGGGGCUCCCUGAGAAGCGAGCCGGGCAACAUGACCCAAAAAUCGGAAAGGAGGAAUUCGCUGUGGUCUUCAAGAAGGAGAAUAAGCACGACAUCAAGAUUGACGACGAGUUUGAUGCCGACUUUGACUACGAGUAUGUGGAUGGUCACGCAAACAAGGAGAUUGUUUUCCUUUACAAGCCCGAGAAGGUCCUCAUCGAGGCUGACCUGCUCUUCAACAUGCCCGCCACCGAGCAGUACAGCAAGGUGCCAGAGGCGGAAAAGAAGGAGGGGUUCCUGGGCAAGUUGUUCGAGGGCCUGCAGAACCCACACGGCGAUAACAAGUGGAUGAAGAGGUUCAAUUGGCACGUGGCGGCUAAGGACCGCGCCAGCUUCAAUGAGAGUGUGAAGGUCAUCGGCAAAUGGGAUUUUGUCAAGCUAAUCCCGUGCCACGGAGAUGUGGUGGAGGAAAACGCGAAGGAGAUGUUUAGCCAAGUCUUUGAGUGGCAUCUGAGGGCAUGA